AUAGGGUCAUUUUCUUCAGCGUCACUAGUGAUCUGUCACAACAUCUCUCGUGAGUGUCCACAUCCUUCUCUGUAGGUUUUUCUGUGUCCUACCAAACACACAUCAGUUUUCUCACAUCACAAUCUAUGUGUCGAGUUCACUUCACUGACGGAAGGAAGUGGAAAAUAUGUCUUUGUCUUAUAUUCUUCUCAUUUAUGUUGCCGGUGUUGCGGUAAAAGGAAGUUGUGCAGAUUCAGUUCCCACUCCCACUAUUGUAAUUUCCCCUGCGUACAUCAAUGUAGCUACACCUGUUACAGUACGCUGUGAGUCACCAGAAGGCACAGAGUGCAAUUUCUACAGAGAUCAUGACCCCAAACCUAUAAGAAAAGUGGAUUACAAGCAAGGUGCUUGCCAGUUCAAGUUGUUAUGGAAUGAGUUCAAAAAGUGGAACAAGACUGAAGUAGAUCUCAGCUGUGUAAUUCUACAGAACAGACAAGGUGAAACGAUCAAAACCUCUAAACCCAGUGACGCUCGAAGACUUAAUGUGGGUGAUCCAAUUGGAAAGCCCAGAGUUAAUGUGGAGAAGAUUGUGAAUUACCUCAAUCUUCGAUGUGAGGCCAAGGCUGGCACCUCAUGCUACUUUUAUCUGAACAAUGGUGACUCACACUUUAAAAAACUACCCUACAAAGACAAUGUCUGUGUGGGGAGAGUGGCAGAAGAAGAACUGCAGAGGAAGAGGAGCAGUGCUGGAGAGAUCUUCAUCACCUGUGCUGUGGAGCUGGUUGUAGAGGGUGAAGAUACUGUGACAUCACACUAUAGUGAACCCCUCGGUAUCACCAUAGAUGGUGAGGAAGACUAGAGCCCAUCAUUUUCUGUGAUUUCAAAUGUGUCAAUCUUCUGUCUUUCUAUUGUUGUAUUGCAAGACUAAUAUAUUAUUAAUUUAUUACAUAUCAAUGUUUUAAUUAUUUGAGUUGUAAAUCCUCCAGGAGCUACUAGUUCCCCAUCAGUGUUCAGUGUAAUCAAACCUGUUCAGGAGAAGACAAGCAGCAAUGUCACAGCCGAAGGAAGAGGUCAGUAACAUUGGUUUGGUUUUAGAUUAACUGUGAAAAUAUUAUCAUGACAUUCCUCUGUCUGUCUAGUACUGUAUUGCAAGACUAACACUGUAUAUAAUUAUUGUACAUACUGUGUAUAUCAUUGUUUUAUUUAUUUUGGUUGUAAAUCCUCCUGUAGCCACCAGUUCCAUCUCACUUGGAGAAGAUAGGUCAGUCAGUAGUAUAACUACCCAAGGAGAAGGUGUAUUAAAUAAACAUGGUUAUUGUGAGCUCAGUUUGUUGAAAUACAUCAGCAAGUGCCUAUUCAGAUACUGUUUUUGAUAGUGAUGUCCCUUUCCCUUCCAGAAUCUGUCUCAGAAAUCCCCUUCUACCAGUAUACCAGUCUUCGUGCUGUUGUCUAUGUUAUCAUUCUGCUGAUGGAAUUUGUUCUGUGUCUUCUCAAAUCAAAUCAAAUCAAAUCAAAUGAUAUUAGUCACAUGUGCCGAAUAGAACAGGUGUAGGUAGACCUUACAGUGAAAUGCUUACUUCCGAGCCCCUAACCGACAGUGCAGUUUCAAAAAAUACGGAUAAGAAUAAGGGAUACAAGUAACAAGUAAUUAAAGAGGAGCAAUAAAAAAUAGCAAUAUAUAGAGGGGGGUGCCUGUACAGAGUCAAUGUGCGGGGGCAACGGUUAGUUGAGGUAGUAUGUCCAUGUAGGUAGAGUUAAUUGAAGUGACUAUGCAUAGAUGACAACAGAGAGUGGCAGUAUAGACGUGGUGCAUGCCUUCUCAUACUCACACAAAUUGUAACUGAUGUAGGAACUUCAUUUGAUUACUCUUUUGUUUCUGAGAAUGUACCUGCACAGCAGGAAAUGCCUACUUGCAGUGCAUUUGAGAUUUAAAAAUGCUUCUAAAGUUUGUAAUUUCCGCUUUGAAAUUUUCAAACUUGAUUUGCCCUAAAAGAAAUCUAUCAACCCCAACAAAAAUAUCCAUUCAUUUUCAUCCACAUAAUAAUUCACAUUUCCUGUUGCUGCCGGAUUAUUUUCCUGCUGUAGCAAACUGGCUCAAAUUAAGAUCCUACAUCUGUUUGUUGUUCCAAAGGCUUUUGUCAUGUCUUUUAAUAGCUAUACAACCUGCCCGUAUGAUUUAUUUUCAUCAUACUUUUAUCUUUGAAGUUGAUCCGCAAGGCAAUGUCAAACGGAGGUAAGAGUGGUCUAUAUAUUCAACAAAAUGUACUCAUGCAUGUUUUUAUAUUAUCUGUUUGAAUGUGCUGGUGAAUUGUUGUGUCUUGACCAAAACCCAUCUAAGCUGCAAUAUGUGUGUGUAGAACAAUGCUCUUUACUCCCCACUGCUUGUUAAUGUAUUUUGUAUUAUGCAAAGUGUUUCAUGUGUAAUGAGUUCAUAUGUCUGAAAUACAGCAAUUUUAUUAGCAAUUCUUUUUUUUCUGCUCAUGGAUGUUGUGUAUUCCAGUGGAAAUAAAGCUUGUACAGUAUAUUGUAAAUCUUGUUGAAAAUGUUUAUUUUCUUUGGAAGUUGAGGAGGCACUCUGAGAGGAGACAGCAUUGUGUUUAGUUUACACAGCAGUUGAGUUUCAAAGGUCUUCAACGAUCUUCAACGGUCCGAUGUCUCAUGAUGUUCACUGUUGUACCUGAACUUUAGCAGAGUGUGUCGAGUCUGUUUGUCACGUAGAUGUGACCACAGUGAGAGUACUGAUCAUACAGGUACACUUCUAUUUCUAGAGAUGAGGAGAAGGCACCAACAUCACCCCUGCAAACAACACCGCAAACGGCUUGCUAUACAUAUCUUCAUACUGUGAAGCUCAUGUCUAUAUCCAUCAAUAGAAAUGACUUGUCAGAGAACAUGAAGAGGUGUGGAAAGACACAGUAAUGGAA
Salvelinus fontinalis (brook trout) is the source of this 2900-nucleotide messenger RNA. RefSeq lists its product as uncharacterized. The transcript has 4 exons. The coding region runs from base 167 to 838 and encodes 223 amino acids. NCBI's taxonomy places the organism in Eukaryota, Metazoa, Chordata, Actinopteri, Salmoniformes, Salmonidae. The record is from RefSeq and is a predicted model, not a curated record.